Messenger RNA from Molossus molossus (Pallas's mastiff bat), 1235 nucleotides. RefSeq names its product matrix metallopeptidase 23B (gene MMP23B). Lineage: Eukaryota; Metazoa; Chordata; Mammalia; Chiroptera; Molossidae. Gene Ontology annotation, molecular function: metalloendopeptidase activity; zinc ion binding. The record is from RefSeq and is a predicted model, not a curated record. The coding region runs from base 16 to 1197 and encodes 393 amino acids. The transcript is spliced from 8 exons. Gene Ontology annotation, biological process: extracellular matrix organization; collagen catabolic process; proteolysis. Gene Ontology annotation, cellular component: extracellular matrix.
AAGUCCGCAGGCGCCAUGGCCCGCGGGGCCUGCGUCCCCUGGGCGUCGUCGGGGGCCCGCACGCAGGCCGUUUGGCUGGGGGCUGUGCUGGGCACCCUGUGCCUGCUGCCGGCGCUCGUGCUGCUGGUCCGGCUGGGGGCACCGGCCGCUCGGCCCGCCGCGAGCGCAGCGCAGGGAGACGCCACGCCCCACCCUGCCGGUGUCCUCACCACCCCGGGGCCCGGCCCGCUGGCCCCCCAGGCGCCCCGCAGACGCCGCUACACGCUGACCCCAGCCAGGCUGCGCUGGGACCACUUCAACCUCACAUACAGAAUCCUCUCCUUCCCGCGGAACCUGCUGAGCCCCAGCGAGACCCGGCGGGGCCUGGCCGCCGCCUUCCGCAUGUGGAGUGACGUGUCCCCCUUCAGCUUCCGCGAGGUGGCCCCGGAGCAGUCCAGUGACCUCCGAAUAGGCUUCUACCCGGUGAACCACACGGACUGCCUGGUGUCCGCACUGCACCACUGCUUCGACGGCCCCACGGGCGAGCUGGCCCACGCCUUCUUCCCCCCGCACGGCGGCAUCCACUUCGACGACAGCGAGUACUGGGUCCUGGGCCCCACGCGUUACAGCUGGAAGAAAGGCGUGUGGCUCACCGACCUGGUGCACGUGGCGGCCCACGAGAUCGGCCACGCGCUGGGCCUGAUGCACUCGCAGCACGGCCGGGCGCUCAUGCACCUCAACGCCACGCUCCGCGGCUGGAAGGCGCUGUCGCAGGACGAGCUGUGGGGGCUGCACCGGCUGUACGGCUGCCUGGACCGGCUGUUCGUGUGCGCGUCCUGGGCGCGGAGGGGUUUCUGCGACGCCCGGCGGAGGCUCAUGAAGAGGCUGUGCCCCAGCAGCUGCGACUUCUGCUACGAGUUUCCCUUUCCCACGGUGGCCGCCACCGCGCCGCCCCCCAGGACCAAAACCAGGCUGGUGUCGGAGGGCAGGAACGUGACCUUCCGCUGCGGCCGGAAGCUGCUCCACAAGAAAGGCAAAGUGCACUGGUACAAGGACCAGGAGCCGCUGGAGUUCUCCUACCCCGGCUACCUGGCGCUGGGCGAGGCGCACCUGAGCAUCAUCGCCAACGCCAUCAACGAGGGCACGUACACGUGCGUGGUGCGCCGGCGGCAGCGCGUGCUCAGCACCUUCUCCUGGCGGGUCCGCGUGCGCAGCUGAGUGUGGGCCGCGGGCCGCUGAUAAAGCGCUUUGUCUCU